AUGCCUAACCCACCCCAUCUCCCCUCCCACAACACCCUCCACGACCCCUCAGGUCCCUACACCCGUCCCCUACAUUUCGCACCCACGCUCCCAGCCCAAAAAAAGAUCGCCGCGGCGUUUAAACAUAUAAGUCAUGCAUUGCUGGCGUUGAACGCGCAUAUGCAGUAUCUAGAAAAUAGGGGCGUGUUUACGGAUCAAGCUGUGCGAUGGUAUCUUUAUGAGGGGAAAGUGCGUGGUAGCGCGAUAGGAGGGCAACAAGGGGAUAUGAGGGGGUUUUUGGAGUGGUGUGGGAAUGAAUUAGUUGAGGGAUUGGCGGAGUUGAGGAGGGGGAUGGAGGGGUGUGAGGGGCGGGUUGGGGAUUUGAGGGGGAGGUAG
This is a messenger RNA of Glarea lozoyensis ATCC 20868, 375 nucleotides long. RefSeq lists its product as uncharacterized. The transcript has a single exon. The coding region runs from base 1 to 375 and encodes 124 amino acids. The record is from RefSeq and is a predicted model, not a curated record. Lineage: Eukaryota; Fungi; Ascomycota; Leotiomycetes; Helotiales; Helotiaceae.